Messenger RNA from Clunio marinus, 237 nucleotides. The record is from the annotation of a GenBank genome assembly. Lineage: Eukaryota; Metazoa; Arthropoda; Insecta; Diptera; Chironomidae.
AUGCCACGAAGAGAUUUGAAGGACUUUCGUUUCAUGCCAUUUGGCUGUUUACAUUUUCAAUGUGAGUAUAUCUGCUUCAGCCUUAAGGAUUUAUGCGGGAAUAUUAAAAAAAUGACUCAUAAAAUUUCCAUAAUUUUACCAUCGUUGUUGGGCGCGCAAGUAUUUACAGAGAAACCGGAGGAGAAACAAAUUAGUUGUCAUCCGAAAAUUGUAAAUUUCAAUCGUGUAGAUAAUUAA